Molecule: messenger RNA, 10147 nt
Organism: Scleropages formosus (Asian bonytongue)
Lineage: Eukaryota; Metazoa; Chordata; Actinopteri; Osteoglossiformes; Osteoglossidae
Product: neuron navigator 3-like
Exons: 39
Coding region: 462-7325 (2287 amino acids)
Biological process (GO): neurogenesis; nervous system development
Molecular function (GO): ATP binding; ATP hydrolysis activity; protein binding
Source: RefSeq, a predicted model, not a curated record
CGGCUCCCAGUCGGCGCUCAAGGAGCGGCGAGCGCGCGCGGUGCCGGCGUUCGCGUCCUCCGCGGGAUUUUCACCCACGGUGCGUCCAACCCGCGUGGCUCCUUUCCACGCAGAGCCGGCGGUGGAGGCGCGCGGAGCAGCCCACGCGCGCGCAGCCGCCGCACCGGGUGCCACAGGUGUGAAGACCAGACCUGAAGGGUGGAUACAAUUGGCAAAGAAGCUGCUGACACACACCUGGUUACAUAAUCUUUUUUUCCCCAUGUGGCCAUGUGCUGAUGUGGGUGACCUUUUGACCUUCCUUUGACUUCCCAAUUUGUCGUGACCAGUUUGUCCCACAAGGCCAGUGACAGUUCCAUGGAGUGAAGAGGAGGUGCAUUUUGGGGACAUGGUGUGGUUGGCUGCUUGUAGCCCCCCCACCGGCCUUGCCCCCCUUGCUUGAGUGUACUUUUUUCCUUGCAUUUAUGGAUAGUUUGUCAUCUUGUCAAAGGAUGGAUUUAACAUCAGAAGCCAGCAAGCAUGGGAAGAAAGCAGCAAGUCAUAAGCUGGAGGACCAGAAGAAGAUCUACACGGACUGGGCCAAUCACUACCUGGCCAAGUCGGGCUGCCCGCGCCUCAUCAAGGACUUGGCACAGGACAUCGCCGAUGGGGUCCUGCUGGCCGAAAUCAUCCAGAUCAUUGCGAACGAGAAGGUGGAAGAUAUCAAUGGCUGCCCGCGAAGCCGCUCUCAGAUGAUUGAGAACGUGGACGCCUGCCUCAGUUUUCUGGAAGCCAGGGGAGUGAACACGAAAGGCCUCUCCGCUGAAGAGAUCAGGAAUGGCAAUCUGAAGACCAUCCUGGGGCUCUUCUUUAGCCUGUCCCGCUACAAGCAGCAGCAGCAGCACCAACAGCAGUACUACCAGUCCCUUGUGGAGCUCCAGCAGCACGUCACGCAUCAGACCACCAGGGCGGCGCCAGCGAGUCCCCACAAGACACAGGACAUGCAGUCCAGCCUCACUGCCCGAUAUGCGGCUCCGGCCAGUCACAGCGGCAUAGCGGCUCCUCCCAAGAAGACAACCCGGCUACCAGGACCUGCCAGGGUCUCAGCUGCAGGCAGUGGCACCACCAGCAAGGUCCAUGGUGCUUCUAACCUCAACCGGCGGAGCCAAAGCUUCAACAGCAUAGACAAGAGCAAACCCCUGCAGUAUGCGAGCGGCAACGACAGAGAGUCAGUGACGAGCAUCCCAUACCUGGCGGGUAUGAAUGGCAGCUCCCCUCCACCGCCCUGCGCUGAUGGCCAGCAACCGGUUUCUGGGAUCCCGUGGCGCAGCAAGUCGAUGAACAUGAAGCACAGCGCCACCUCCUCCAUGCUGGCUGUCACGCCGCCCAGUCCAGUGACCUCCCCCACGCCUUCGCCGCUCUUCAGCCCCACCUCUGGCCCUAACUAUGACCGUCUCCGGCCCCCGCUGGCCGAGGCACCGAAGGCGGUCAGCGGGGGCCAGAGGUCCAUGCUGGAGAGGUUCAAGCUCAUCAACACGCGGCCGUCCACCCGGCACCCGCCCUUCCCCGGGCCGGGUUCGGUGACGGAGCUUCCUUUGUGCGAGGAGGAAGUGCUGCUCGAAUAUGGGGAAGAAGGACUUAUGGGCCCUGGAUCAGCCUGCAGCAGUCCCCGCCAGCCCCUCAAGUCCACCAGCACUGGCCUGCUCAAAAGCUCUGGCAAGGCCUCUGCAGCCAAAAUGACUAUCCAGCCCAAGGAGAAGGAGGACAAGGCCAAGGGCAAAUCUAAAGCCAGUACUCCCAACAAGGAGGAGAAAGAGCAAUCUGUCGAGCCCUCGAAGAAGACCUCCAAGAUCGCCAGCCUCAUCCCCAAGGGAGGAAAGUGCUCUGCGGUAAAGAAGGAGAGCCCCGCCCCAGUUUCCAGCGGCAUCCCCAAGCCCGGUGUGAAAGCGUCACCCAGCGGGACCAAACUGGCACCUAGUGGGGCUGCCCUGGGCGCAGGGGGCCGCGAGGGGGACGCGGCAAAGCCGACCAAGGGCAGUCAGCGGCAACUUGGGGGGCCGACAGGCCUUGGGGGCCGACGCCCCAGCAUGGUUUCCUCCUCCAGUACCUCGGCGCUGAGCCUCGACAGCGCCUCUCCAGCGGCAGGGAACGGGGUGGUGCAGCUUCCCCAGCAGCAGCAGCUCAACCACCCCAACACGGCGACUGUUGCCCCCUUCAUGUACAGGACCUAUUCCGAGAACGACUGCACCAGUGUGGCUCCCGCCGACCCCUGCCUCAGCCCCUCCAAGACCGACCUGGUCUAUGGAAAGACCGCCAAGCAGUGCCUGGAGGAGAUCUCGGGCGAGGACCCCGAGACGAGGCGGAUGCGAACGGUGAAAAACAUUGCCGACCUGCGGCAGAACCUCGAGGAGACUAUGUCCAGCCUGCGGGGGACACAGAUCGGUCACAGCACCUUGGAGACGACCUUUGACAGCACAGUGACCACAGAGGUGAACGGGCGCAGCAUCCCCAGCCUUGGCAGCCGCUCCUCCCCCAUGUCCUGGCGCCUGGGCCAGUCGGCCAGCCCCCGUCUCCAGGCCGGCGACGCCCCCUCGCUGCCCGGCGCGUACGCUGCUCCGAGGGCAGUACCCGCAGGCCGCUUCGCGCCCACGGACCCCUCUCGCUUCAUGUACGCGGCACCCCUGAGGAGGGCGGCAGCGGGAGCGAGAGGGGUGGAGCUGCCUGAGAAGGGUGGCGUGGAGGGGGUCACUGAGGUGGGGGUGGAGUCGGAGGUGACCGGCUACGUGAGCGAUGGAGACAUCCUGGCAAAGAAUGUCAGACCGGAGGAAGUCAGCAGUGGGUACCUGACAGACGGGGGUCUGAACUUCUAUCCUCAGAACGCAAGCCGUGGCCCUGAGCCGAGUGCAGGGCGCGACCCCCACCAGAAGGCGCUCGGAGACGUGCAGGUGGAUCCCGACAGCGCUCCCUGUUCCUCCGCCAGCUGGGACGACAGCAGCUCCGUCAGCAGCGGCCUUAGUGACACGCUGGACAACGUCAGCACGGACGACCUGAACGCGCCCUCUUACCGCGACGUCACAUCUUCGCCCCGCAAGACCAAAGGGCCCCAGAUGGACCCCCCAAAGCGCACGGCCCUCGACCACGACGGCGGCAGCACCUGGGCCGGGACAGAUGGCCUGAAGACGGAGGAGGAGGAGGAGGAGGACCAGGGCGAUACCACGGAGCCAAUGUCCAAACGGAAGCCGUCCUCCCCUUCCCCGGGACAGUAUGAGGACGCAGAGCGGCUGGGCCAGAGGACGUGUCUGUCCCUCUCCCACACGGGAUCCUGGAGGCGGGGCAUGACUCCCCCCAGGACCAAAGGCACCCCAGGGACGCUGAAAAGCCCCGGUAAAACGGAUGAUGCCAAGGCAUCGGAGAAGGGCAAAGCUCCGCCCAAGGGAUCCGGUGUCCAGCGUUCACCUUCCGAUGCCGGCAAGAGCAGCGGGGACGAGAGCAAGAAGCCCCCCUCAGGGAUCGUCCGGCCCCCUACCACCGGUUCCUUUGGGUUCAAGAAGGCGACAGCCAGCCCGGGCCAGCUGGUCACAGCCAGCGGGGCCACGCUGACCAGCGGCUCAUCUACGCUGGGGAAGGCGCCCAAGUCUUUAACGUCCGGGAGGAGCAACGGUGGCGCGACCACAGGAGGGCGCAAGACCAGUCUAGAUGAGUCGCAGCCGCAGGAUGACGGCGCGCUGCUGGGUUGCGGCAGUCCCCGGGCUCCACUGCAGUACCGCUCGCUGCCCCGGCCAGCUAAGUCCUCCAGCAGCGGUGCGGUGACCCGGCGCUCAGGGUCCAGUAGCGCCGACACUGCUGCUGCAGGCAAACCGGCCGGUGCCAAGCGUCGGGACGGCGGGAAGGUGGGCUCGGGUCGCUCCAGCCCCGUCACGGUCAACCAGACGGACAAGGAGAAGGUAGCCGUGUCCGACUCGGAGGCUCCUGGCCUGUCGCCCAAGUCCAGCCCCACCUCCACGGGUCAGUCUGGGCUCCGGCAACCUGGGUCCAAAUACCCCGACAUCGCUUCCCCUACCUUCCGCAGGUUGUUUGCCGCCAAGGCCGGCAGCAAGGCCAGCUCCCCGGGCACCCCAGACUCGGGAAAGUGCCCCUCGCUGCUGGGCAGCCCCCACGGCACGCUGGCGCGCCAGAUCAGCCUCGACUCUCCGUCCUCGGGCACCGGCAGCCUGGGCAGCGGAGGGCACAGCGGCGGCAGCAGUCCCCUGUAUGGACUGGGCACCGGCGACGCCGCGGGCGGAACCGGGCAGUCGCCGGCAUCCAGCCCCGCCUCCGCCCUCUCGCCGGCCCCGGGGACCAGGCCCUGGGCCCCCCUCAGCAGUUCGUCGGCCGGCAGCAAGGACACGCUGGGCUACCAGAGCAUGAGCAGCCUGCCCACCAGCUCCGAGUCCAUCGACCUCGUGGGCCACCACGGCUCGGCCCCCCGCGCGGCCAGAACCGGCAGCGUCAAGUCCACGCUGUCCGAGGGCAUUCCACUGGACAGGAACACGCUCCCCAAGAAGGGGCUGAGGUAUCCCCCUUCAUCUGGGCAGAUGUCUCAAGAGGAGGGGAAGGAGUGGCUUCGCUCGCACUCCACAGGGGGCCUGCAGGACACCGGGAGCCAGUCCCCCUUGUCUCCUCCUGGUGCAGCCUCCACAACGGGAAAAUACCACUACUCCAACCUGCUGAGCCCCACCAACCCGUCCCAGUUCCCCUUACCCGGGACCAGCAUGAGCCGCUCCAACAGCAUCCCAGCCCAGGACUCCUCGUUCGACCUGCGCGGGGAGGCACACGCGCUGGGCGGCAGCGCCACCUCCCUGGAGGAGCGCCCUCGGGGCAUGAGCCGCUCGGCAUCUUUCCGAGACAGCAUGGAGGAAGUCCAUGGAUCAUCUCUGUCACUGGUGUCCAGCACAUCCUCUCUCUACUCCGCUACCGAAGAAAAGGCUCAUUCGGAACAAAUCCGCAAGCUGCGCCGUGAGCUGGACGCUUCCCAGGAAAAGGUGGCAAAGCUCACCUCUCAGCUGUCAUCCAACGCUCACCUGGUGGCAGCUUUUGAGAAGAGCCUGGGGAACAUGACGUGCCGCCUGCAGAGCCUCACCAUGACCGCCGAGCAGAAGGAAUCUGAACUGGCUGAGCUCAGGGAGACAAUCGAGGCGCUCAAAGCCCAGAACACCGAUGCCCAGACGGCCAUACAGGUGGCCCUCAAUGGGCCUGACCACCAGCACAAAGACCUGAGUAUCCGGCGGCAGCAUUCCUCUGACAGCAUGUCCAGCAUCAACAGCGCCGCCAGUCACUCCAGCGUGAGCAGCACUGCGGACGCAGAGGCCAAGAAGAAGAAAAAGAAGAGCUGGCUGCGCAGCUCCUUCAAGCAGGCCUUCGGCAAGAAGAAGAACGCCAAGCCGCCGUCGCCCCACUCGGACACAGAGGAGCAGAUCCUGGACUCCUGCACGCCCUCCUCGCCCAAGCUGCAGCCCGCCGCCAAGCAGGGCGGUGUCAGCCUGCUCCGGGUCUCGCCCUCCACCGCAGACCUCUGCGAAUGUACCGAGGCAGAGGCCGAGAUCAUUCUGCAGCUCAAGAAUGAGCUGCGGGAAAAGGAGCUGAAGCUGACGGACAUCCGCCUGGAGGCGCUGAGCUCCGCCCACCAUCUGGACCAGAUCCGCGAGGCCAUGAACCGCAUGCAGAACGAAAUUGAGCUCCUGAAGGCGGAGAACGACCGGCUCAAGUCCACGGGAAGCAACACCCCCGUAGCCACCCCGGCCAAAACUGCCCGCCCCCCCUCGGAGACUUCCAGCACCUCCUCGUCCUCCUCGCGUCAGUCGCUGGGACUCUCGUUGAACAACCUCAACAUCGCUGACACCAUUAUGUCCGAUAUUCUCCUGGAUGAUGGGUACGAAGGCAAUUUGCGCAAGGAGGGACGCAGCGUGCGAAUCGUGGUGACCAUGAACAACAGCGCCAACAGAACCAAGGAUUUCAAGAGCCAGGAAUACCUCAUUGGGUCCAUUGGGGUCAGUGGAAAGACCAAGUGGGACGUGUUGGAUGGAGUUAUCCGGCGCCUCUUCAAGGAGUACGUCUUCCGCCUGGACCCUCUCACCAGCUUGGGCCUCGGCUCGGACAGCAUCGUGCGCUACCGCCUGGGGGACGUGGUGCGUUGCCACGGCUCGGAGCUGCCUGAGCUGCUGCCCUGCGGUUACUUGGUGGGGGACAACAACACCAUCAUCGUAAGCCUCAAAGGCGUCAAGGAGAACAGUAUCGAUGGACUGGCCUUCGACACACUCAUCCCCAAGAGCAUCAUCCAGCGGUACCUCAACCUGCUGGUGGAGCACCGGCGCAUCAUCCUGUCCGGACCCAGCGGCACCGGGAAGUCCUUCCUGGCCAGCAAGCUGGCCCAGUACAUCGUGGCCAAGUCGGGCCUAGAGGUCACAGAGAGCAGCCUGGCAUGCUUCAAUGUGGACCAGCAGUCCAGCAAGGAUCUGCGGCAGUACUUGUCCACCCUGGCAGAGCAGUGUAACUCAGAGGACAGCGACACGGAGGUCCCCACCGUGGUCAUCCUGGACAACCUCCACCACGUAGGAUCCCUGAGCGACAUCUUCAACGGCUUCCUCAACUGCAAGUACAACAGGUGCCCCUACGUCAUUGGGACCAUGAGCCAAGGGGCGUCCUGUUCACCCAACCUGGAGCUCCACCACAAUUUCAGAUGGGUGCUGUGCGCCAACCACACAGAGCCGGUGAAGGGCUUCCUGGGCCGCUACCUGCGGAGGAAGCUCAUCGAGACCGAAAUCGAAAAAAACGUGCGCAGCAACGACCUCAUCAAGAUCGUGGACUGGAUCCCAAAGACCUGGCAGCAUCUCAACAGCUUCUUGGAGGCGCACAGCUCUUCUGACGUCACCAUUGGUCCCCGGCUCUUCCUGUCUUGCCCCAUGGAUGGAGACAGUGCCAGAGUUUGGUUCACCGACCUGUGGAACUACUCUCUCGUCCCAUAUCUGCUGGAAGCCGUGAGGGAGGGGUUACAGCUGUACGGCAAGAGGGCUGCGUGGGAAGACCCGUCUAAGUGGGUGAUGGACACCUACCCCUGGAGCUCCGCCUCCCUGCAGCACGACUGGCAGGGUCUCCUCCGGCUGCGGCCGGAGGACGUCGGCUACGACGGCUUCGGCGCCAAAGAGGGGGCCUCGUCCAAUCCGGUGUCUCAGAGCGAGAGCGAGGGCGACCCGCUGAUGACCAUGCUGAUGAGGCUGCAGGAGGCUGCCAACUUCUCGAGCGCCCAGGGCUGUGACGGUGACGGUGAAGGUGCCAGCUGCCACGACGAUUCCUCCAUGGAGUCCACGCUGUAAAGGGCGCAGCCCCACGGGGGGGUCUCCGAGGAGGGGGGAGCCGAGUGCCGUUUUGACCGGAGAGUCGUCUCAGUGGCGCUGCACCCCGGAGUGGGACGGGAAGGCUUAGGAGCGAGGGGUUAAGGGUUCGGGUUCGGGUUCGGGUUAGGGUUAGAGAAGGGGAAGGCGCGCGUGGCCACGAGGACACUGCGUUUAGAUCGAGUUGAUUGAGUUCACGUUUCAGUGCAUUUACUGGCACAUUGUGACACUUGGUGUCAAAGUGUAGGAUGAGUGCGGUGGGAAUACGUGCGUGUGUGUGUGUGCGUGUGCGUGUGUAUAGUGUCUGGAAACUGGAAUUUAAAUUUGAGUUUCUUCACUACGGACGUCUGCUGGGCAAAUAUUAAUUUUGUUCCGUUUACUGAGGUGCUAUGGAGACGGGCGUUACCAGUAGCCCGAUGCGGACCUCGGCCGACCCCCGCGGGGCUGCGCACGUCACUACGCCAGUCUGAGGUUUACAUGUCGCCGCCUCUUCAGCGACGCAACAUCUGGACAACAGCUACUGUGAAAUGCGGGACGGCGCCGACGACUGGACAUCUCUGCCAUGUGCCCAGUUGAACUCAUCCUGUGUGUUUGGGGUUUAUGUUGCGUGUGGAGGGCGGUGUGCCAACGCAGCUGCUCAACGGCGAGAGAAUAGAGAUUGAUUUUAUUAUCAUUAUUAUUAUUACUGUUGUUGUUGUUGAAACGCUUCUCAAAGAGUCUGAUGUAAGGAGGGAACAAAUGUGACAACGGUGCUUUCUCACUGCCUUAAACAUAUGAACACACGUGUGUUAGAGGGGUGCGAUGCGGCGUCUGAACCGCAGGUCCGCGAGACCGUGCCUUGAGCAUCAGGGGCACCGGGUGCGAACCUCUCUCCGUCCUCCCAGCGGAAGUGUUUUUGUGCGUCACUCAAGGAGGGCGACGGAGAAGAUGCUGGACGAUCCUUCCCACGAUGCCCCGGGACCGCCAGCCUCGACUUGUAAUUUCACCGUGGUAAAACUGUACGAGAAAACACGGCCUCGAGGGCCACGUAAGGGUAGGGUGGGAAUGGUAGGAAUACCGGUGUAUAAAGGGUAACGGGGCUGGGAGCGGGCGAACUGACUAGCGGAGCACAUUUUUUUCUUUCCGUUUUAAGACGAGCAGGAGCACAAAGCGGGAAAGGGCCGAAAGCGCCUCGUUCGAGUCCGCGGUGCGUAGGAGGUGAAGUGCGUCGCGUUGUGGGCGACCGAGUGACGUCGCUCACGUAGUUUUAAGUUCGACCGAAUUCCUUUCCCGUCGGAAAGCUUGCGGUUCCGACGGCGCCAGGAAACUGUAAAUAGGACACGUCGCACGAGAGCUCGAGAAACUGCACCCGUCGGAGCGUGCGCGCGCGUGCCACGCUUAACCGCUGACAAUUUUUUUACACUUCUUGCGCAAGCAAAGGGAAAAAAUAAGAAACUGUUGUAGACGGCUGUCUUGUGCCGGUCGGGCGUUCGGCCUUCGCCGGAGCCGCAUCGCCUGCUAACGCAUGUUCCGCUUCGGUCACGUUUCCUCACAUCCUGCAGUCAAAGACGCGGUCAGAGGAAGAGAGCAUGCCGCACCGUGCUGUACCUCUUUAUACCGCGGCGCGUGGAAAUGAACCGUCGACGCACCGAUUGAAAAACGGCAGCGACACCAGAGUAACGGCACCUUCCGCCAAAGAAAAUAGCGGCUGCGUCCCUGAUACGAGGACAAAGGUCCACGGCGAGAGUCCAGUGUGACGGCCCACGGUCACGCGCUCUCUCUUACUCUUACUCGCGCCAGCUGUUGGUCCCGUCAACGCAGCCGUCGCGCGAAAUUCCCGCAGAACUCAGAGUAAAUGUACUCGUGUGCAUCGACUGAGAAGGAGCCGUUGACUUUCUGGACUCGUCGUCACUCCAGCUUAGCCGUGCACCGUUGGGCCCGGGUGUGGGGGGUGAAGGAAGGCGGGAUCGGCGUUGACCGGCAACCGGUGCUACCACAAGUGCAGGAGACGUGACUGCGGUUUACUGCUCCCGCGUGCAGUCACUGGUGCCAAACCUCGGGACGAUCCGGCUUUCUGCCGGCGACUUGCUGGCAUCUCUCCCCCCGCCCUUCCUGCUCCCCCCGCGCCUCCGCUCGGCACACCCGGGACCAAGGUAUACCUCUCGCGCCAAACGUGUGGUGCUAAGGUCACGCCUCACGGCCGACGGGCUCGUGCUGGGUCGAUUCCGGGGUUUACGCCGUUAACGCCGAUUCGCUCCUCCAGGGAGCCGUAACUAGUGAAGCACGGCCGGGCAGAUCGCGUGCGAACAAAAGUACGGUACCCUGUUUCAGCCGCUCCGUCGUUGCUCUACCCGGCGCUUUGACCCGUCCCAUUUCACCGAGUGUCGGUCCUGUUUUUAUUUUCAAACAUUGUCCUUAAAUGUUUAUAUUUUGUACAUUUCUAUGUAACAUAUCAUGUAAAUAGACAGAGACAGCGAUUUAAGUCAUCCUGAAAAUUUUGUAGUCUUUGUAAAGCCCUAAUAAAUGGUAUUUGGUGUCCUGGAGCAAGAGGGACGACGAGGCUUUUCUUUCUUUUUCUUUCUUUCUUUCUUUCGUCGCUCUGUCCUCGCGGUCCUUUGGAGUCGUGCCGCUUUCUCCCUGUGUCCUGUUCCCUCAGCUCUCGGGGGCAGGCAUUCUGUCAGCUGACUUAUGAAACGUGUAAAAACUGAUGAAAUACCCCAAAAGUAGUGAAAUAAAGCCAAGGCCAUAUUUUGGUGUCAAAAACUGUUAGAUUUCGCUGAUUUCUUUAUAAUGGGGAAAAAAAUCAAAAACAUUGCAACUGGAGA